UACAAAGGCCUAAAAGAAAAUUAGGGUUUCAGACUUCAUUAGAGAUACUCUCCUAUAAAGACUGCAUUUUUGCCCAAAAUCAUAUUCUUCCCCAGCCGGCAGAAGCAGAGAGCCUACACUUUAAUCUCAAACAAUGACUUUCAAGCGUAGGAAUGGUGGUCGCAACAAGCACGGCCGUGGCCAUGUCAAGUUCAUCCGCUGCUCUAACUGUGGAAAAUGCUGUCCCAAGGAUAAGUCAAUCAAGAGGUUUCUUGUGAGGAACAUUGUGGAGCAAGCUGCUGUCAGAGAUGUCCAGGAAGCCUGCGUCUAUGACACCUACACUCUGCCGAAGCUGUAUGUGAAGAUGCAAUACUGUGUUUCAUGUGCGAUCCACUCCCAUGUCGUGAGGGUUCGAUCUCGUACCGACAGGAGGAACCGUGAUCCACCCCAGCGUUUCAUCAGGCGCAGGGAUGAUAUGCCAAAGCCUGGACAGCCUGGCCAAGCCCCUCGUCCUGGUGUUGCGGUUCCUCCUCGUGCUUAAGCUUCCUCAAGUUUUGGAUGGAUUUCCAUUGUGUUUUACUUUGAAAUGUGCACUUGAGUUAUGUAGACUUUUAGUUGUGUAGGAAGGUUUUGAUUGGUUGAAACUUAUUCGCAUUACAAAAUUUUUUGUUAAGCUAUAAUUGUUGAGAAAACUAGUUGGAUUCUCAUAAUUUCGAUUCAUUUGCUUUUGGUUCUA
Molecule: messenger RNA, 715 nt
Organism: Hibiscus syriacus
Lineage: Eukaryota; Viridiplantae; Streptophyta; Magnoliopsida; Malvales; Malvaceae
Product: 40S ribosomal protein S26-1-like
Exons: 5
Coding region: 134-520 (128 amino acids)
Biological process (GO): translation
Cellular component (GO): ribosome; cytosolic small ribosomal subunit
Molecular function (GO): mRNA binding; structural constituent of ribosome
Source: RefSeq, a predicted model, not a curated record